Messenger RNA from Aspergillus pseudotamarii, 1753 nucleotides. RefSeq lists its product as uncharacterized. Gene Ontology annotation, molecular function: oxidoreductase activity; FAD binding. The record is from RefSeq and is a predicted model, not a curated record. Lineage: Eukaryota; Fungi; Ascomycota; Eurotiomycetes; Eurotiales; Aspergillaceae. The coding region runs from base 104 to 1753 and encodes 549 amino acids. The transcript has 2 exons.
GUGCACUUCUGUAUCUUGAAUCUCAACGAACCAUUUGGAAAAAGAGCAUCUUCAACAAGAGAUUAUUACUCCUAUCAUUCCACUUUACCAUAGAGGCCCCACAAUGCCAGACAGAAACAUCUACAAAGACCUGAAAGAGAAGAAGGUUCUUGGAACCCAGAUUCCCGUCUACAAGUCCGGCGAACUGGAAUACGAAGUUUCGGUCGAUGUCGCCAACCUCCUUUACCGCUUCAGCCGCCCCACGUGUGUCGUGAAGCCCGAGCAACCAGUGCACGUAGAAGAGGUGGUCAAAUAUGCUUAUAAGCACAAAACACCCGUCACCGUCAAGAAUGGCGGGCAUUCAUAUGCAGGACUCUCCACUACCAAUGAUGGCAUUCUUAUGGAUCUCUCCCGGAUGAAUGAUGUUGAUCUCCAGCAUGACUCUGGCACUCCAACCAUCACCAUGCAGGGUGGGGCGCUGUGGGCUCACGCGUAUCGGCAGUUGGUGAUCGAAAAGGUCAAUGGAUGGGUGGUCAAUGGUGGACGGUGUCCGACAGUCGGAUUUGGAAUGGGAUGUGAUAGCCUACUGGAGGCUACCCUGGUUACCGGAACAGGGGAGCUGAUAACCGUGACUAAGGACAAGAAGAGCGAUCAGGAGUCCGAAGAAGAGAAGCUGUUCUGGGCUCUCUGUGGAGCUGGUGCGAAUAAUUUUGGUGUCGUGAUCCAGAUGAAGAUGUCUCUCCACGAAUUAGACAGCCCCAAGGUGGUGGCCGGGAGAUACACCUGGUAUCCCUCAGCCGAAGAGAAAGCUGACGAGGUCAAGGAGGUAAUGAAAAGCUUUUAUGCAGCCGAUUGGAGUGAUAGCAUGACUAUCGACACCAGCUGGUUCUGUGAUCUGAAGGAUGGGAAGGGUGAUCUUGGUGUUCGGUUUCUGACCUAUUACGAUGGGAAGAAGGAGGCAUUCCGAGACGAAAUCAAUAGACAUCUUCAUGGAGAUGCUGAAAGUACCGCUUUGACAGUUAGUCAAAACAAGAUCCAAAAAAUGAAGAACUGCCUGGCAGAAAGUCUCAAGCGUCGAGCAAUUGCCGAAGAUUCAUCACGUUUUCUGCACGAGACUCUGGUAUCCCAGUGGUCCGAGGAGACCAGGAAAGCGAUCCCCUCUAACAAGGCGUAUUCAAUCUACGCAUCCUUCGUUUUCGAAACAGGAAGUAAUUAUGCAAAGAUCAUUGAGUCUAUCAACAAACAUAUGGCUGCUUUCAGGCAUAAAUUCCAUGGAGAAUCAGCUUUGUUGCAAGUGACGUUUAUCCAUACCGGACAGGAAGCCAGCCGGAUCGGGAAAGAAAAUAAAACAGCUUUCCCUUGGCGCGACGCCACGCGUAUCGCAUACAUAAUGCUUCAAUGGGACGAGAAAUGGCUUCGGGACGAGAUGGAGGAGGUCUGUAAGAACUUCAAAACGGACCUGAUGACGUACUCAAUUGAAGGCAAGGCCGGUUUCCUGAAUUUCCCGGACCGGGACCUCUGUGUCACAGAUAGUCAUCGUGAGGCAUAUUAUGGCGACAACCGUGAUAAAGUCCGUCGGAUCAAAGAAAAGUGGGAUCCCAGUGGGAUUUUUCAGUUUGCCCCGAAAAAUGAGAGAGAUGAUUCGAUCGCCGCAGAUCUUGUGCCUGUCCUGCAAACAAUCCUAACGACGGCGGAAAUUGUCCAAGCUACGAUUCCCCAUCUUGACCCUUUAUUCAGGGCAUUCAGUGAAUUGGGUGCCGGAAUCCUGUCAUGA